CUGGGUCUUUUGUGUCGUGGCUUCUCGUUGUGUGUGUGUUCUCGCGAUAUUACGGCGCUCUGUCUCAGAGUUACUCUCAGUGGGAUUUUAUUAACCGGAUCCGAGUCCUCUAAGAUAAGAUGGCCCUGUCCGGGUGGGGGGAUAGCCCUGCAGCUGUCCGAGGCCGGAGCCACCAUCUACAUCACCGGACGCCAGCAGAAGACUCUCCAACACACUGCUGCAGAGGUAUGCGAGAGAGGCGGGAACUGCGUGCCGGUGAUUUGCGACUCUACGAAAAACGACGACAUCGUGGAGCUUUUCGAGCGGAUCAAGCGUGAGCAGGACGGCCGGCUGGACCUGCUGGUCAACAACGCGUACGCGGGAGUCUACGAUAUCUUCGAGAACAUGGGUAAAAAGUUCUGGGAAAUAGAUCCGUCCAUCUGGGACUCCAUCAACAACGCGGGCCUCAGAGGUCACUACUUUUUCUCGGUCUACGGGUCCCGGUUGAUGGUGGCUCAAGGCCGGGGUUUAAUCGUGACCGUCUCGUCCAUGGGGGGGCUGCAGUAUCUCUUCAACGUGCCCUACGGGGUCGGUAAGGCUGCGUGCGACCGGCUGGCGGCGGACAUGGCCGUGGAGCUGAGGAGCCGGGGAGUGGCCUCCGUCAGCCUGUGGCCCGGGGCGGUGCAGACGGAGCUGGUGUCGCAGCUGGUCCUGGAGAAGGAGCAGCCGCAGGGCGUGGAGCAGAAGUUUAAGGAAGCUUUCUCGAACGGGGAAACCACCGAACUGAGCGGGAAGUGCAUCGUCAACCUGGCCAAAGAUACUAAUCUCAUGUCACUAAGUGGGAAGGUGCUCAUGACCUGUGACCUGGCGCGGCGCUAUGGGAUCAAAGAUAUUGACGGGCGCGAAGUGACUGAUUACACUUCCCUAAAGUUCCUCCUGACCCAGGUCCCGUACCUGUCCUGGCUGUCGGCCGUGGUCCCCUCUUUCAUUCGCCCGCCUCGCUUCCUGCUCUCCGUGGCAAACAGCCGCUUCUAGACAUCUGCAACUCGCCACGCUGUAGAUUUGUAACCCAAAGCUGCCAUUUCUGUGCUUUACGGUCAAAACCGUUACAGCUAACGGCUACAGACUGACCAAGAGUUUACACUCCAAAAUGAAGGCGGAUAUUUCCAGUGGCGGGUUAUUUACAUGCACAGAUUCAUUCCCUGUUGAACACUAAACGAUAGCAAACCUGUGAAGUUUGAAGUAUAAAAAGCUCUAAAUGAAGGAAGAGAAACGCCAACAUUGGCUGAAUGUGAAAAACUUGAUUGAAGAAUUUUAGAAAAAAAUAUUUUUUAUAAUGACACUAAGAAUAAUUUUUUUAAACGUAAAAGUGUGCAUUUUGUACUUCUUUUUUUUUUGCCUUUUCUUGCUCAUAACAAAGCUUGUUUCAAUAACUUUUUUGCCUAUACCAGCUGGGAUUUAUAUCUUCACUCAGCACUGAUAAUUCUAACAGACAGGCAAGCUACUGUCGGUUAAAUAAAGGAUUAUUAAUACCUCACUGACAAUUUGUGGUGUUUCAUUUUUUUUUUUUUCCAACUGAUUCAGCUGAAAGAAAGUGCCUGUUAUGGUGCCACAUUUAAUUCUAACAAUGGAAACGG
This is a messenger RNA of Menidia menidia (Atlantic silverside), 1616 nucleotides long. Lineage: Eukaryota; Metazoa; Chordata; Actinopteri; Atheriniformes; Atherinopsidae. The record is from the annotation of a GenBank genome assembly.